UAUAGUCCCACGAGUAACAACAACACUCCAAUCCAAGGUUUCUACAUUUACUACCGACCCACUGACAGCGACAAUGACAGCGACUACAAAAGAGAUGUGGUGGAAGGUGUAAAACACUGGCACAUGAUUGGACACCUCCAAGCCGAGACGUCCUACGAUAUCAAGAUGCAGUGCUUUAACAACGGCGGAGAGAGCGAAUACAGCAACGUCAUGAUCUGCGAGACCAAAGCACGCCAGUCCCCAGGGUCGCACAGCCAGCACCCCAUCACCCCACCUGGGCCUCCUCCGCAGGAGACGCCCAGCCCCCCUGGCGGACUGCUGUACCUGAUUGUGGGCUGCGUCUUGGUAGUGAUGGUGCUCAUCCUGCUGGCUUUUAUCGCCAUGUGCCUGUGGAGGAAUCGUCAGCAGAACAAUAUGCACAAGUAUGACCCUCCUGGAUACCUGUACCAGCCAGCGGAGAUGAACGGCCACGUUCUCGAGUACACCACGCUGCCCGGCACGAGCCGCAUCAAUGGGGGCGUCCAUGGUGGCUACGGACACAGCGGCCCUGUGAUGCCCCAAGGCUGCCACCACCUCCACCACAAACUCCCCAACGGCCUGGCGCUGCUCAACGGCUCCGGUGGCCUGUUCUCACCUGGCCACCCACACGGCCACGAUGGCACCUUGCCCCACGGCACCAGAGACUGCGAGCACUCGCACCCGCACCACCACCAUAAUGGUGGAGGCAUGUACACAGCUCUUCCCCAAACAGAGUCUUCUGAUUGUAUGAGCUGUCAGAACCUCUGCAAUAACAACAGAUGUUACAACAAGACCAAUGGCACUUUCUCCAGUGGCACUCUGCCUCUAAUGCAUCGCGUGGCGCCGUGCCAGCAGGACGGGUUGGAGAUGUUGCCUCUGGGCCAGGUCUCAUCGCAGUGUCACGACCCCAACAGCCAGAUGAACUCCGGCAACCAGGAGGCUGAUGACGGGUACCAGCCGGACGAGCACAGGGAGUCCUCGCCCUCGCAGCAUUCCUGCUGUCUGGUUGGGAACAAUGAAAACUGUCCGGCAGACAAUACUGCGGAGGAGGAGCUGGAGUGCGAGGACAUGGACGGGCCUGUGCUGUGCUGGGAGAGUCUGGGCCUGCCAGACUUGGACUGUGACGAAAAGCCUGGGUGGAUCUCCAGCAGCAGCCUGGCAGGAGAGCUGAUCCAGCCUGGCCCACAGGAGGUCUGAACGCAGCCCACACACAAACACACUCUCCUGCAGUGUGGAGGGUUCAGAGAAACCAGACGGAAAGAGAGAGCUGUGGGAAAUGUCUCAGAGGAGAGUGAAAGGAGCAACGUUGGGACAGUCAGAGACACUGUGUGUUACGGUGACAAGGACAGAAAACUGUUGACGGACUGAGCGACAUGGGAAAGGAGAGCGAUGACAAGAGGACGGACAGCGAAGCCAGACAAAGAGGCCUACAGAGAAAAGGACUGUGUCCCACUGGAGGGAAGACUCUCAGAUAAAAAAAACUCUUUAGAUGACUUAUUUAUUUUUUGUAGUAGUAAAAUAUUAUUUCAUAUGAAUGUAUCUGUUUUAAAGAAAAAAGUUUGUGUUUUAUAUUAUUUAUGCCAUUUGGAUGAGAAAUACUUUUUAUUUUUGUCGUUUUGUCCCUUUGUUGUUCCACCCGAGCGUGGAGAUUAGCAAUUGUCCAUGUAAAGUUUUGUAAUAAUAUAAAGAGAAGAUAUGGAAGAGUAAA
Molecule: messenger RNA, 1726 nt
Organism: Paralichthys olivaceus (Japanese flounder)
Lineage: Eukaryota; Metazoa; Chordata; Actinopteri; Pleuronectiformes; Paralichthyidae
Source: RefSeq, a predicted model, not a curated record